Molecule: messenger RNA, 2777 nt
Organism: Verruconis gallopava
Lineage: Eukaryota; Fungi; Ascomycota; Dothideomycetes; Venturiales; Sympoventuriaceae
Exons: 3
Coding region: 543-2360 (605 amino acids)
Biological process (GO): arachidonate metabolic process
Cellular component (GO): membrane
Source: RefSeq, a predicted model, not a curated record
AAUGACGUUGUUGAGCGUAGGCAAACCAAGACAUAGCUAACAGCCAGCAGCCAGCGACCAGCGACCAGCAUUCGCCAUUUCGCAUACAGCCUUUGCAGCGUGGUUCGCUUCAGAAGCGCCGUCGAAUGAGAGAGAGAGAUCCUGCCACAACUGUGGCAACAGUUAGGGCCCGCAGCUCGGCGCAAACUCGCAGUCGUGCCCACAUCCUUCGUCUUUCUUCGCCGUCCAAAUACUCAACGAUUAACCAAGCCAGAAAAGUAAGACCUGUGCCGGCCAGGCAGUCCAGCGAACGGACCAGCGUCCCCAAAGAACAACGACAUACAGUCAGCUUCAGUAUCCGAGUCUUGCCACGUACCUGAAAAGCAAUCGCCAGUCAACGUCAGCAUCACAUUCCGGCGCAUUCGGACACCAAACAAACCCAGGCUCUACUUAACGCGGCAGCAAAGGGCAGCUUUAGCGCUAUUGGAAUCGCUGCCGUGGCACGCAGCACUCAGAGGACGCAGCACAUCGAGCGCCUGCGGGCGCAAGAUUCGUCUUCAGUCAUGGACUACGGCGGCCUGCGUCGCAAAGAUACGACAAGAGGACCGCCUUUGCGAAUUCUGUCGCUCGAUGGGGGCGGAGUCAGAGGUUACUCCAUGCUCAUCAUCCUACAAGAACUUAUGCACAGGACCUUCGUCGAGAUAGAAGGACGAGCGCCAAAACGGAACGAGAUACCCAAGCCAUGCGAGCACUUUGACCUUAUUGUCGGUACAGGAACCGGUGGUUUGAUAGCGUUAAUGCUCGGCCGAUUAAGAAUGGACAUCGAAACAUGCAAGGAUGUUUAUGUGCGCAUGACAAAGCGUGUGUUCGAGACGGACAAGACCAUCGCCGGGAUCCCUUAUCGAUCUACACUUUUCAAGGCGUCGAAAUUGGAAGAGGCGAUACGAGAGUGUGUGCGGGAGCACACCGUGUACGAAUACGAAGGAAAUGAUCAGGGCGACAGUCCACCCGAGUCGCCAGCCUUGCCAAUGCGACCCGGGACUUCUUACUCACCCAACAGCCCAAGGGUUGAGAGAAGCCUCAGUUCGGCGAGCAGAUAUAGCCAGAUUGGGACAACACCGAUUAGAAACUUUAGUGGACAGUUUGCAGCUGCGAGGUGGGGAAAUCCCAAUGCAUUGCUGUAUGACGCAAGAGAAAACAGGACCAAAACUGCAGUCACGGCAGUUUACAAAGGUACCGGUAAGAGUGCCCCGCCUGUCCUCUUACGUUCGUAUGACUCGCGAAGAGAACCUGCACCUGAAGAGAAAUGCAUGAUAUGGCAAGCCGGCAGAGCGACCGCCGCAACUGCGUUAGCCUUCAAGCCGAUUCAAAUAGGACAGUCCGUGUUUUUGGACGAAGGAGCAGGCAAAUACAAUCCUGCACCAGUUGCCCUAGACGAAGCUGUUCUCAACGAGUGGCCGGGUCGAGAAGUCGGCGUCUUGAUCUCAAUAGGCACUGGCAAGCGUCCGAACGGUACGAACUCACAACAACAUCUUUGGUGGGAGGGCUUCGUGUCAAGUGGAAUGGGUGAUUUUGCCGAAGCAAGGCGAAGGCUCAUUUCGAAAAUCGAGGGAUGUGAAGAAACACACAAGUACAUGAUUCACAAACACUUGUUCGAUCGUAAUGUUCCUCUUGAAAAUUAUUAUCGGCUCAAUGUAGACGUCGGUGUUGGCGAGUUUGGGAUGAACGAGUGGAAUCGUCUCGCCGAGAUCAGCACAAACACCAGGCGCUACCUUGCAGAACCGGAGGUCCAAAACAUGACACAAGAUGCUGCUCGGAAACUUGGCGCCAUUCGAAGAGCGAACGACCGUUGGAAUCGUGCUCUGAAUGGUCAACCUGAUAACAGACUGAGCUGGGAAGUGCCUAUCGAGGAGCUUAACCAACUCAAUCAACCUGCACCACCCGCUGUUGUCGGUGCUGUUGAGCUUCCGGGCGAAGACGUUCCUCCGCACAUGCAACAACAUCCAAACCCUAGAUUAUUGAGUCCAACGUACCACCGACCGUCUGAAGACGACAAAUUUAUUGUCAUGGCAGAUGAACCCGCUAUAUACGUCGAACGUCCUACAUCUAGCCACCAUUCUCGGUACGACUAUUCGCCGAGGGCUAGCAGCGAGCAGACCCGGACGAGCAUUUCCAGGCCUGACGGUUCGAGCAUCCUUAGCAGUAGCGUGGCGUCAAAUCAUCCACCACCCGUUCCGCCGAAGACACCAAUCCAAGGACAUUCUGAGUCUACAAGCAUACGCUCCACGGCAACACCGCAAGGUGUUGUGCAACCACCAUAUCCAACUUCUGAUGGCCCACCUCCCAUUGUGAAUUUAGCGAAGAAGCCCGAACUGCGUUAGGUGAUUGUGUGUGGGUUUGCAGCACAAAACCCGGAGCUCUUAAGAGCACACUCAGCCUUCGAAGCAAAGCCGUAGCCCCUACAUGAGAAUUGAAAAAACAGGUAAGCGAUGGAAAUAGAAGGUUUACCCUAGCGACAAAGCAGAUUCUUAUCUCAGUGUCUUGACAUAGCUGAGUGAUAGUUCAGUCAUAAUAUCUGUACAUUACGCGAUCAGGAACAUUGGCCAAGUCGUGGAGCAGUGACCAGAUGAACGAAUCGUAAUGACAAUUUCAUAAUGUCGUGGAACGUCCUGUACUAGUUGUUUCUUACUUCGACCUUAUACCAAGCUCGCUACACAAUGUCACGAAACAUCUUGUGCUUAGAGUACUGUCUCAACCCGUGGUAGGUAUUCCUGCCGCAAUCAAGUGCCAUUUCAAAC